CAGUGCUUCAGUUUAACACUGUUCAUCAAAAUGUUUACAUCUAAUUCAAAUUAUAAGCUUUGUUUUUAUAAAUGACUGACGCUUAUUAAAUGUCAUAAACACAGCAGCUGUGCAAUUGUGCACUGUGCUGUAAAUUACUAGGUCAUAGAAAUGCGGACAGUUAUGGUUUGUUUAUUUUUUAUUAACACUGUGUCUAGUUUACCAAUUAAUCAGAAAGAUUCAAACGAUUCAUUAUCAGAGGAAAAUAAAAUAAUUGAAGUUGCUCCAGGAGAUACAGCUAUUCUUCAGUGUCCAAGUAAUGAUGAUGAACAUAGAUUUCAGUUUUGGUGGUUCAAACCAAAUAUAAUGAUUGGUCCAGGACACGACAUAGGUCAUUCUAAAUUCAGAUAUGAAGUGCUCACAGGGACUUUAUUCAUUAAGGAGGUAACAUCUGAAGAAAUUGGCGUUUAUACUUGCAUUUGCAAGCACUUAGAAGGCGAAACAUUGUUUGUAAAAUCUGUACAGUUAGCAAUAAAAAAAGACUGGGAAGAUGUAUGGGAGCAUGAUUACACAGUUAAUAUGGUUCGAGUGGUCGCUGUAAUUAGUGUAUUGGUUUUGAUAACUUUAUUAAUGUACUUAUAUUAUUUAACAACCUACAAGACGAGCAAUAGAACAUUACAUUUUAGAGAAGAUGAUUCCGAUGAAGAUAUUUCCAAAGAUAAACAAAUGUAUAGAAAGACUAAUGUUACAAAAGACAACAUUUUCCACCAUGGUAUUGACAAUCCUACUUUAGAAAAUGAUGUUGAUCUAGACAAGAUUAAAAAUGAGACAAAAACUUAAUUCUAGAAAUAAGAAUAAAUAAAUAUUUUUAUAACAUUUAACUUUUAUUAUUAUAAAUAAAUAUUAGUUAUUAAAAAACAAAUAA
Messenger RNA from Daktulosphaira vitifoliae (grape phylloxera), 904 nucleotides. RefSeq lists its product as uncharacterized. The transcript is spliced from 5 exons. Lineage: Eukaryota; Metazoa; Arthropoda; Insecta; Hemiptera; Phylloxeridae. Bases 151 to 819 code for a protein of 222 amino acids. The record is from RefSeq and is a predicted model, not a curated record.